Effrenium voratum is the source of this 3654-nucleotide messenger RNA. The record is from the annotation of a GenBank genome assembly. NCBI's taxonomy places the organism in Eukaryota, Dinophyceae, Suessiales, Symbiodiniaceae.
AUGCAUGCGGAGUCCUGCCCGCUUUUUGCAGAGUAUUUGCUGCUAGCGGAGGAGGCCGGCUGGGAGGAAGUGAUGCAGCUGAAUGACUUGAAGAUUGGCACCAGAGAUGUGCUCAUCGUGGUGGACAUGCAGAACGACUUCGUCGAAGUGGAUCACCUGAAUCCCCACGGAGGCGCCUUUGCUGUGGCCGAGGGCAGCUCGGUGAGUCCCCUCAUCGUGCAGCUCAUGAACCACUUCACCAAAUGCGGAGGAGAUGUUGUCCUGACCAGAGACUACCAUCCCAAGAAGCACUGCUCCUUCAUCCCGCAGAAGGGGCCCUUCCCCCCGCACUGCGUCCAGGGCACGCAGGGGUCCUUCUUCUAUGAGCCCAUCGCCAAGGCCAUCUCGAAGCUGCACAACGGGGAUGCCCACUACAAGGACGAGGUGCGGAUUGCCUUCAAGGGAUUCCACGAAGACAUCGACUCCUUCGGCUCUUUCCAGUACGACGAGGACAGCGCCGAGGGGCGCCUGGCGAAGACGGAGGAGGUGGAAGAAAAGCGAUUGCACGGAUGUAGCCUUUGCGCCUGGACUGGGGCGGUGAUUUUGGAGUCCUCCAACCAGGAGGCAGAUCCAAAUGCUCCUCCUGACGUCCUUUCAGUUCUGCGCCGAGAUCCCUUGGGGGAGUUCUUGACGCAUCGCGGUACGGAGCGCGUCUUCGUGUGCGGGCUGGCGAUGGAUUUCUGUGUGCUGGACACGGCCCUGAAUGGCACCAAGAAGGGCUUCAGCCACCACAUGCACCUGAUCCUGGAUGCCUCGCGGGCAGCGCAUCUGCCCAGCAUGGGCCAGUUCGGCACUGGCUUCUUGAGCGACCCGGCCGCCAUCAAGCAGAAGCUUAAGGACCACGAUGUGAAGGUUGUGCCCACCGCCGCGCUGCUUCCCGGCUUUACGCCUUCGAACCCGGUGUGCGAGAAGGCAGCUCUGAAGCACAGCUUCCCCAAGCACUUGGGGCCCUUUGCCCUGGUCAAGACCAAGCGCCUGGCGCUGUGGAUCGAUCGCGAGAAGAGGACCUACAAGGCCACAGCGCCCUUCGAUGAGAUCCGACAGCUGGAGGCCAACGGUCUCAGCCCAUCAGGUGAAAUUGCGGCGCCGGCACCUAUCACUCUGAAAGAUGACGUGAAGCGGAGCUUGGGCAUCCCGCCGGAAGCCAAGGAGUUUUGCUGGGCUUAUCCUGUGGAUGCUGGACGAUGGUCGGAUCAGGCCCUGGCCUAUUUUUCCAUCAGCACGCCCAGCUGCGCCUUCUUCGCCUACGGGGGCUACAUCUACUUCGACAAGCGCGGGCGGGUGGUGGCCAUGUGCGCCAUCUCGCUGGGCAAAGGCCUGGAGUUUGAGGAGGGCCAAGCCUGGGACUCGCGGUUCAACGUGUACUUGGAGAAGCGCUGGGUGCGGGUCACCGUGCCCUACAUCUUGGACAAAGGCGCCAGGUUCUUCUGCUGGAUCAACGGGGGGGAGGUGCUGCAACCGCCCUGCAAGGAUGUGUUGGGAGGAGAGCCGUGGCAGGCCCCGCCCAACGGCUGCUUCGUGUAUCUCUUCAGUGAGUCCUCACACCUGGGCGACAAGCGGGACGUCUUCUUCCCGGUGGCCGCGCCAAGCUUGAGCCACAAGGCCUUUGGCCGCGCAGGCGUCAGUGAGGAAGAGGCUAUCAUUCAACUGCGGCAGAUGAUGGGCGGCGAAGCCAGGGUUGCCGGUCUGGAUGGCAACCAGCUUCAGUGCCAUUGCAGCGGCGACAUGCUGGGCCAUCAACUGCUGACGCUUCUGCAGCACCAGCUGCCGCCCAGGCCCGGCGGCGUGCUGAGCCUUUGGUUCGGCGACGCCAAAGUUGAACCCAGGCAGACGUUGAGAGAGCAGGGCCUGGUGCCUGGGUCGGAGCUUGUGUUCACCUACAACCGCACGGACGUACUUCGGGCCUGGGAAGCUUGCCAAGGCCGCAUUUCGACCGAGCAAGCGCUGGAGGGAAUCACAGAGCUGAAUUGGUACAAGCAAGAUUCUGAUCUCCUCUUCCAAUUGAGUUUGCCAACCACAUUGCAAAGCCUGACUUUGGGGGAUGCGUUUGAUCAAAGCCUGCAGGGACUGUCGUUGCCCGGCGGCUUGCGAUGCCUCAGCUUUGGCAAUGGCUUCAACCAAAGUUUGCAGGGCGUGACUUUGCCAAGCUGUUUGGUGAGCCUCACGUUCGGCCAUUGCUUUGACCAAAGCUUGCAUGGAAUAUUUCUGCCCAGCAGCUUGCAGAGCCUUACAUUCGGCGAUAGUUUUAACCAACAACUGCAGGGGAUACCUUUGCCUUGCAGCUUGCAGAGCCUUACAUUUGGCACUUCGUUUAACAAAAGGUUGCAGGGGGUGGCCUUGCCCAGCAGUUUGCAGAAGCUCAAGUUCGGCAACAAAUUCAACCAGAGCAUGCAGGGAGUGGUUUUGCCCAGCUUGCAGAGCCUGACAUUCGGUGACCACUUCAACCAAAGUUUGCUGCGGGUGACUUUGCCCAGCAGCUUACAGAGCCUCACAUUCGGCUAUUGCUUUGAGCUAUGCUUGGAGACAAUGCCGGCUUUGCCCUCCGGCUUGCAGAGCCUCACAUUUGGAUGCCGCUUUGCCAAGAGCUUGCAGAGACUAACUCUGCCGGGCAGCUUGCAAAGGCUAACAUUUGGCUACAGCUUCAACCUAACCUUGCAGGGGCUGACUUUGCCCAGCAACUUGCAGAGCCUCACGUUCGGAUAUGACUCUAACCAAAGCCUGCACGGGGUGACUUUGCCCAACGGCUUGAAAAACCUUACAUUUGGAAAUAUUUCCUCCCACAGCUUGAAAGGGGUGUCUCUGCCCAGCAGCUUGCAGAGCCUUACAUUCGGCGAUUGCUUUGACCACAGCUUGCUUGGGCUGACAUUGCCCAGCAGUUUGCAGAGUCUCAAAGUAGGCAGCUCUUGUAGCCGGAGCUUGCAAGAAAUUGAUUUUCCCAGCAGCCUGCAGAGUCUCACAUUUGGCUACCGCUUUGACCAAAACUUACAGGGGACGACCUUGCCUAGCAGCUUGCAAAGCAUUACGUUCGGCCAUCGCUUUGACCGCAGCCUGUUGGGAGUAACUUUGCCCAUCAGCUUGGAGCGACUCACCUUUGGCGACAGAUUCAACCAACGCUUGCAGGGGAUAACUUUGCCCAGCAAUUUGCGAUGCCUUACAUUCGGCAAUGCGUUUAACCAAUGUUUGCACGGGGUGACUCUGCCCAGCAGCUUGCAGAGCCUCGCCUUUGGCGACAACUUCGAUCAAUGCUUGCAGGGAGUUGCUUUUCCUAUUAGCUUGCAGAGCCUCACAUUGGGCAAUUCGUUCAACCACAGUUUGCACGGCGUGACUUUGCCCAGCGGCUUGCGGAGCCUCGCCUUUGGCGACAGAUUCGACCAACGCUUGCAGGAAGCUGCUUUGCCUUGCAGCUUGGAAAGCCUGGAGUUCGGCGACCGCUUUAACCAAAGUUUGCAGGAAGUGACUUUGCCUAGCGGUUUGCAGAGGCUCGUUCUGGGUGACAGAUUUAGCGAAAGUUUGCAAGGACUGACGCUGCACAUGAGUUUGUGCAGUGUGAGUGGUGACUGCGUGUCAGUCGACUGCCGGGAACAGUUCAGUUUGAACUGCAGGUGCGUCGAUUGA